GUCGCCAUCUUGGACUCUGGCUGAGCAAUAAAUUCCCCCUGCGGUUGUACGCGCUCUUUCUCGAGGCGCGCCUCCCUGGGAGAGGGCUCGGAUCUCGCGUCCCCGUCCCGGCCUUGCGGUGCUGGUGUGCGCGUGGCGUGGAGCGAGGGUAGGCCCCGCGUUGCUUCUUUGCCCGGCUCCAAGAUGGACGGCAGCGGGGACGGGGGAGGCCUCUCUGGGGGAGCACGUGGCGUGCCGCUGGCCUGCGCCCGGGGCUGCUGGGAUGGUGGCGGAGUCCAGCGGCCUCCAGCCGCCGUCCGGCAGGGAGGCCGGCGGAGGCGGGGCCGCGGCCGCCCCUGAAAGGCGCCCCGGCGGCGGCCCAGCCUCUUCUUUCCUCGCACAGCCAGACAGCCCUUGCUCGAGGCCCGCGUCGCCAUGGCCGCGGUUCCCGAGUUGCUGGAGCAGCAGGAUGAGGACCGCAGCAAGCUGAGAUCUGUGUCCGUGGACCUGAAUGUUGACCCUUCGCUUCAGAUCGACAUACCUGAUGCACUCAGUGAGAGAGAUAAGGUCAAAUUUACAGUGCACACCAAGACCACACUGCCCACAUUUCAGAGCCCAGAGUUUUCUGUUACCAGGCAACAUGAAGAUUUCGUGUGGCUGCAUGACACUCUUACUGAAACAACAGAUUAUGCCGGACUUAUUAUCCCUCCUGCUCCUACAAAGCCAGACUUUGAUGGCCCUCGAGAGAAGAUGCAGAAACUGGGAGAAGGGGAAGGAUCUAUGACAAAAGAAGAGUUUGCCAAGAUGAAGCAAGAACUGGAAGCUGAGUAUCUCGCUGUCUUUAAGAAGACUGUGUCUUCCCAUGAAGUCUUUCUUCAGCGGCUUUCUUCUCACCCUGUUCUUAGUAAAGACCGAAACUUUCAUGUUUUCCUGGAGUAUGAUCAAGAUCUAAGUGUUAGGCGGAAAAAUACCAAAGAGAUGUUUGGUGGCUUUUUUAAAAGUGUGGUGAAGAGUGCUGAUGAAGUCCUUUUUUCUGGAGUGAAGGAGGUAGAUGACUUCUUUGAACAAGAGAAGAACUUCCUUAUUAACUAUUACAACAGGAUCAAGGAUUCCUGUGCUAAAGCCGACAAGAUGACCAGAUGUCACAAAAGUGUUGCUGAUGACUACAUCCACACUGCAGCCUGCUUGCAUAGCCUUGCCUUAGAAGAACCCACAGUCAUCAAAAAGUACCUGUUGAAGGUUGCAGAGCUAUUUGAAAAACUGAGGAAAGUGGAAGGUCGAGUCUCAUCUGAUGAAGAUUUAAAACUGACAGAGCUCCUCCGAUACUACAUGCUCAACAUAGAGGCUGCAAAGGAUCUCCUAUACAGACGCACAAAAGCCCUAAUUGACUAUGAGAAUUCAAACAAAGCUUUGGACAAGGCUCGGUUAAAAAGCAAAGAUGUCAAGUUGGCUGAGACUCACCAGCAGGAAUGCUGCCAGAAGUUUGAACAACUUUCUGAAUCUGCAAAAGAAGAACUGAUAAACUUCAAACGGAAAAGAGUGGCAGCAUUUAGAAAGAACCUAAUUGAAAUGUCUGAAUUGGAAAUAAAGCAUGCCAGAAACAACGUCUCCCUCUUGCAGAGCUGCAUUGACUUAUUCAAGAACAACUGACCUGUCUCUACUCUGAAGAACGCCAGUGUGAAAGCCAGCAUCACCUGCACUUAACCCAUUACUGCAGAUGAAUAGCUUUGACUAGUCCAAAAAUCAUGUGAAUAAACACUUUGAUUUCUAAAAAUCUUAACAUUUAACCAUGUUGGUUUAAAAUUUUCAUUGCAUGUUACUUGGACAUAACUAAUCCUUUUCUUAUGCAUUUAAUACCUCAAAGUAGGUAGAAUCUAACAGAUUCUCCUAUAGAUUGUCAGGAAUUACGAAUAAAUGGUAUGGAGAUGUGUGCCUUCUGGAAAUGAGAAGCAAUAGCCUGGCUCAUGUCUGUCUCAACAUUUCCUGUGCCCCUACAGACAUGUCAGGUGCCAAUUACAACAAGUGGUAACUGUCUGUGGGCAGGUUGCAGGCACUGUUCUUUAAUUAGGUAGAUUUUGCUCCUCUUGUCAAGGUCACUUCAGAUGCUUGUACAGUGACAAGCAAGAUCUCACUUUGUUUAUGCACCCUCUACUGCUCCAUUUUUGUGACUGGGAUAUAAAUGCUUGAGGGAAAAGGAGAAUCUAGGGUUCUGACACUCCCUGAUGGUAGGGCAUGUGUGUUUGGACUUUGGAUGUUUUUAUAUAAAGUAUAUAAUAAAAUAAUCAUGUUGCCA
This is a messenger RNA of Onychomys torridus (southern grasshopper mouse), 2272 nucleotides long. RefSeq names its product sorting nexin 5 (gene Snx5). Gene Ontology annotation, cellular component: endosome. The record is from RefSeq and is a predicted model, not a curated record. Bases 415 to 1629 code for a protein of 404 amino acids. NCBI's taxonomy places the organism in Eukaryota, Metazoa, Chordata, Mammalia, Rodentia, Cricetidae. The transcript has 13 exons. Gene Ontology annotation, molecular function: phosphatidylinositol binding; dynactin binding. Gene Ontology annotation, biological process: intracellular protein transport; pinocytosis.